Leucoraja erinaceus (little skate) is the source of this 831-nucleotide messenger RNA. RefSeq names its product bolA family member 1 (gene bola1). Gene Ontology annotation, cellular component: mitochondrion. Bases 372 to 773 code for a protein of 133 amino acids. NCBI's taxonomy places the organism in Eukaryota, Metazoa, Chordata, Chondrichthyes, Rajiformes, Rajidae. The transcript has 2 exons. The record is from RefSeq and is a predicted model, not a curated record.
GAUUGACAGGUUGGUCUCGGGCUGCGCUGCAGAGGAGAACGAGUCGCUCAGUCGCUGCCCUGCAGCCCUCGCCACCGGCUCCGGUACUUUGCAGCAGCGGAAAGGGGAGGAGGAGGAGGAGGAGGGGGGUGCAAACACUCAGUCUGCACCCCAGCCCCCCCGCCGCCGGCCGCUCGGCCCCGGGCUUCUAUCCAUUGUGACGCGGAAGCUGAUUGCAAACACACACACGCCCGGAGCUUCAUUCAUCCCGAUCGCUGCACGGUGAGGAGGGAGCGCCGCGCUGUGGGGAGGAGCCAGGAGGAGGGAGCGCCGCGGGAGGGUGGGGCUAUGUGGAGGGAGCGUUGCAUUGCAACAGAGGCGGCAGCCAGCGAAUGAGUUGGGCAGCAGCGCCGGUUCGAUCCUCGGCCUCCCUCGCCCGCAGGAUGGACGGGCCGGUGGAGACCGCCCUGCGCUCCCUGCUCCAGCGGGCUCUGGCCCCGUCCCACCUGGAGGUGGUGAACGAGAGCGGCCAGCACGCCGUGCCCCCCGGCUCCGAGACCCACUUCAAGGUGGUGGUGGUCAGCGGGCGCUUCGAGGGGCUGCCCCUCAUCCAGCGACACCGUCUGGUCCACUCCUCCGUCCGGGACCUGCUGGCCAGCGACAUCCACGCCCUCUCCAUCCACGCCAAGACCCCCGAGCAGUGGGCGGAGGAGCCCAGGGUCGACCCAAGCCCACCCUGCUUGGGGGGCUCCAAACACGACCCCCUGGGCCCGGGAAAACGCACCCCACCCUGACUGAACAGCUAAACAGGGACCCCCAAACCAGCCUGAUAAUAAACUAUUAAUUCUCCCA